Molecule: messenger RNA, 975 nt
Organism: Uranotaenia lowii
Lineage: Eukaryota; Metazoa; Arthropoda; Insecta; Diptera; Culicidae
Exons: 2
Coding region: 137-847 (236 amino acids)
Source: RefSeq, a predicted model, not a curated record
UUUAAACCGUUGCAUCCCGAAAACAAUAAAACGGAAAAUAUCAAUCACGGUUGGCGUGUGUUCAAAAAUCAAUUAAAACUCUCAAUUAUACGGCUUAAAAUAAUAACAUUUGCUACAGAAUUUGAGUACUUCCACGAUGGAUUUUGAUUGGGAUAACAUCAGUAUCGGAGAACCGGAAUUGAAUGAAUCUAACAACUUUUUCUUUCGACACGUCAAAAAGGAAAAGUCGACUCCGAACGGAUGCAAUUCUAUGUCAAAUAUUUUAUCCGAGAACAGUCAACGAUCCACCACGAGAAUCCUGCGCAACGCUUUUACGCCGAUUAAAAAUCGCCAAGAGGACCCCUGCGAGAAAGCCUAUCGCUAUGCCCAAGUGUACGAAGCCAAACGGCAGGCCCUCAAGGAAAAGGAAGGAAAACAGCUGCAAGAAAUGAAGAAAUUCCAAGCCCGACCGGCCCCGAACUUUAACAAAGGCUUGAAGAAGGAAAACUCGGAACCAAAGUUUACCCUACCCAUCACCCCGAAGCAAAUGAAACCGGACCGGCUUCAAAAAGCCGCCGAUAUGGCCAAGAAACAACAGGAGCGAGUGAAGGGUGCUCACAAGGCUAGCGAGCAGCACCAGGACCAGGAUGGGUGCUUACUGACCGGAGUCGCCCCGCAUGAUUCGUUCACGUUGCGUAUGUCGGCCCGUUUGCAGGAACGCAAGCUGAUGGAUGAACAUCGCCAAAAGAUUCGGGAAGAGAAGGAACGUUGGGAGGCGGAACAGAAGCGGCUCGCCGCAGAGGAGGAACUCAAGAAGAUAAGGAAACAGAAGGAGUUCAAGGCGAAACCCAAUCCCUUUAGGAAGUAGAGUGUCGUCAAGUGUUCUUUCAGAGGUAUUUUUCUUAAUUUCAUUUUAUUUUAUUUUCUGACACAUUGCAUAAGAAUGGUAUUUUUUAAGCAAUUGCUUGUAAUAAAUUAACUACAAUGUAUAGACCA